AUGGUGGGUUGCAAGCAGCUGCCUACUAGCAUACCUGGUGUGAGAGCUCAACGACUUGUUAUCAAUGCAUCCUAUGUCGCUGCAACAUAUACGUACCUCGCGCUCACAACGUUUGGUCUUGCCUUGUUACUUGGCUGCACACUGCAUUACAAAAAAUUCCAUAUUCUCAUCGCUUUGACAUCUGGUCCACACUUUGCCCUUGUAUCUUUGCAGUAUUUCCUGAGGUGCUUGCCAAACACCAGUUUUCCGGGUUUCUUGUUUGUUGUAGGUAUCGUUCGGACAUUGAUGUGCAGUGGUUGGGUAUAUAUCAUGUCCAACGAUGACCAUGACAUGCAUGAUGUUCUCAUGGUUACAUAUAUCCUGUGCAACAUGCCAUGGAUGUGGGGAGGUGUUCUAUGUACUCCAAUUGGGCAUGUAAAAGUGUCUUACUUGUUUUGGUCCAUCUUCACGUCCCUCAUCACUACCCUGUUCUAUUUCUCUGUCUGGCAACUUGCACUUUCAGGCUUGGAGUUAUCUUUGCUCGUUCUGCUCUCCUCUGCACUUUUGGGCAUCAGGCCGUUGUGCACUUGGGCGCUUACGUGCAGUGGUCAGGUCAUGUUAAGGGUGGUGGUGAUUUUGACAGGCUCAGGGUCUUAUGCCUUGAAGAGCCCCAUGCAAAGGUUGAUUGUAGUCAACUUUGCGAAUAUGGUGCUCCUGGUAGGGCAGACCACCAACUGGGUUUGCGACAUAGUCCUUGGUCUAGAACUUGUAUUACUUUCUCUAGCAAAACAUGUGAAUCACUCAACAAAUCCUAUAUGGCCAAUGCUCAAUGAAGAGCCUUUUCUAGCAUUUUGCGUGCUAUAUGAACUUGCCACCCGCCCGUCCACCAUUCCAGAGGAAGAAAAGCAAAUAAGUGGUUCAAAAGAUAGCAGCACGGUUGCUUCACAUGGAUGGCUUGCAAGUUCCAUUGCGCUCGGCAGCAUGAUUUUUAUUCUCCAUUGCUUCUUCAUAGACCCCAGAUACAAAGACAGCCAACCUGAGGGCCCUCUGCCACAUCUUCACGGCUCUCUCACUUUGAUUGCACAGGCUAUAGGUCUUGCAUUGCCCACGAUCCUCCCUGCAUGCUGGCUUAUCAAUCCAUUAUGGUUCAGCUAUGGCUGCACAAGUGCAUUCGUGAUGUACCGCUUCAGGGACUGGAUGGGCUUUGUUGGUGGGCUGAACCUGGCUGUGUUUGUUAUGUUAUUGCUCCCUACUAUCAUUCGACAAUCUGCCCAGCCAAAUAAGUCUGGAAGGACAUAUACAUAUUUCACAGCAUUCUUUGUUAUGAUUCUUUUCUACCUUGCCGAUGUGUGGACAGUCACCUACACGUCCAUGCCAGGGGGUGUGUACCUGCGGUCCUUGUUACACAAUUUGUCACAACAUCAUUGGUGUUUGAAUGGCCAUCAAGAAAAAAGGACUGCAGCCAAUUCCAUAGUUCAUAUUCUAAGCUCGACGAGCUUCCUUGUUCGUCAUCUCCUUACACUUUUCUUGCUGUCUGCUGUCCUUGUAACAAUAUACCGCUGGACUCCUGUUGGACCAAGACCUUAUAAAUUGGGCACAGGGAUAAUCAAUGCUGGAAUAUGGACAGUGCAUUUUGGUAUCGACAAUAUCGGGCACGACAGCCAGAGAGAUAUGAAACUUGACGUAGUUGGCCUUCUGGAGACUGAUCUACAUCGGACAGUUUAUGGAAAUUGUGACUUGAUGCGAGUCGCUCUCCAAGACCUUGGAUAUUAUGUCGAUUUGGGCCCAGGCCCUAACAUACAUACAUGGGGUGCUGCUCUACUUUUGAAGUUCCCUAUUAUUCACUUGCAACACCACCUCCUACCAUCACCCCAUGGUGAGCUCGUGCCAGCAAUCAAAGCUGUGCUUGAUGUGUAUGGGUCAGAGGUAGCUGUAGUUGUAUCACAUAACGGUCAAGAGCAAGACCCGCUCGACUGUAAAUUGCAAAGCAAGGAGCUCGCAUGCAUCAUGGCAAAGUCCUACCCUCACCUCAUUAUUUUCCUUGGAUAUGUAGUCACGAAACCACAUAUCAGUAGAUCGCCCUAUGAGAUUUUGGUGUAUGAUGGUAUUGUACAUGACAUCGACCCACAGGACGGGGAUCAUUGGUGUGAGUAUAUUUUGUACAGAGAGCUUUACCGGACUGUGUAUGCUCAGCUACAGAUUGGACAGUUUUGGUUCCCAAUGGAAUACUAUGGCAACAACAAUGAGGGAGGUAUGAAUGGGCAUUUUUACCAUGUGUUUGACACUGUGAGGCUUCAGCCCAUUACAGGCACUGAUAUGACAUACUAA
Suillus plorans is the source of this 2307-nucleotide messenger RNA. RefSeq lists its product as uncharacterized. Bases 1 to 2307 code for a protein of 768 amino acids. The transcript is spliced from 20 exons. Gene Ontology annotation, biological process: fungal-type cell wall organization; GPI anchor biosynthetic process. Gene Ontology annotation, cellular component: endoplasmic reticulum. The record is from RefSeq and is a predicted model, not a curated record. NCBI's taxonomy places the organism in Eukaryota, Fungi, Basidiomycota, Agaricomycetes, Boletales, Suillaceae.